AUGAAAAUCUUGAUUCCAUUGGCGACACUCAUAGUAAUCUCAGAGCUUUGUGUUGUGGACGCAUGCCGAUCAUACUGUGGAAAUAUAACCGUGGACUAUCCUUUUGGAAUCCGAAAUGGAUGUGGACAUCCAGGGUAUAGAGAUCUCUUGUUUUGUAUGAAUGAUGUGUUGAUGUUUCACAUUAGUUCAGGUUCUUAUAGAGUGCUGGAUAUCGAUUACGCAUAUCAGUCCAUAACUCUGCAUGAUCCUCACAUGUCGACAUGCGAAACAAUUGUGCUUGGAGGCAAAGGCAAUGGCUUUGAAGCUGAGGAUUGGAGAGCUCCUUAUUUCAAUCCUACAUCUGAUAAUGUCUUUAUGCUGAUCGGAUGUUCACCUAAAUCUCCUAUAUUUCAAGGCUUCCCCGAGAAGAAAAUCCCAUGCCGCAACAUUUCAGGGAUGAGCUGCGAAGAAUACAUGUCGUGUCCAGCAUGGGACAUGGUUGGAUACAGACAACCGGGUAUGGAAUCCGGGUCCGGUCCACCCAUGUGCUGUGCGGUCGGGUUCGAAUCAGUAAAAGCGAUUAAUUUGAGUAAGUUGGAGUGUGAGGGUUACAGCAGUGCGUACAAUCUCGCACCGUUAAAGCUUAGAGGACCGUCCGAUUGGGCUUAUGGGAUACGUGUUAAGUACGAACUGCAAGGAAGUGAUGCGUUUUGUCGCGCGUGUGUUGCAACUUCCGGGACUUGUGGCUACGAAUCUGCCGAUGGUGGAGGACUUAGGCACACUUGCAUAUGCGACCAUCACAAUUCCACCACAAAUUGUGAUUCAGUUAUAACACCAACCGGCGCAUCUUCAAGUGUUCGACAAAAAACUAUUGGAUCACUGCUCUUCUACUUCAUAAGUAUGCAUAUAGGCUUUCACAGAAGACACUGA
This is a messenger RNA of Arabis nemorensis, 909 nucleotides long. Lineage: Eukaryota; Viridiplantae; Streptophyta; Magnoliopsida; Brassicales; Brassicaceae. The record is from the annotation of a GenBank genome assembly.